This is a messenger RNA of Amaranthus tricolor (Joseph's coat), 4555 nucleotides long. Its product is annotated as DNA (cytosine-5)-methyltransferase CMT3-like. The coding region runs from base 239 to 4555 and encodes 1438 amino acids. The transcript is spliced from 21 exons. Gene Ontology annotation, cellular component: nucleus. Gene Ontology annotation, molecular function: chromatin binding; methyltransferase activity. The record is from RefSeq and is a predicted model, not a curated record. NCBI's taxonomy places the organism in Eukaryota, Viridiplantae, Streptophyta, Magnoliopsida, Caryophyllales, Amaranthaceae.
UCCCUUGUACGCUACUCUCAAGUCUCAUCUCUUAAAAGAACUACACAUCAUUAAUCAAAGUUUGAGGGUGGUAAGAAAAUAAUCGUAACCUUCUCCGAUAAUUUUUUUUGUUUGGUCGGGAAAUAAUCCCAACCAUCCCCAUUGGCCAUUCCCCAAUACAAAUUGAGUCACUUUUCCUUUUAUACCCCACUUUCUCUCUCUAACGUCAGACAAAAGCAGAGUUUAAAUUAGAGUGACAAUGGCCGCUGAAGCUGCUAAUUCCGAUCUGACAAUGUCCGAUGAUCUAAACAUUCGUCGGAGAUCUCCGAGGUUGUCUGUUGGAGGAGAUAAGGGAGAUGUUAACAUUAAAGAUUGUCAGUCUUCCGGUGAGAAACAGACCAAUAAUAAUAGUCCGAAGACUAAGAAUAAGAGAGGUAAUUAUAAAGGUGGCUGUGUUUCUUUCUUAAUUGGUGACCCAAUUUCCAACGACGAAGCUCGCCGUAGGUGGCCUUACAGGUACCAGAAUAAGCGCCAAAGAAAUAAUCGAGUAAACUCAAAAACAGUUGAUGCUGAUGAAGAUGAGUUGAUUUUGGAUGUAAAAUGUCAUUAUUCACAAGCUAAAAUAUCAAAGCUCGUUUUUAACCUUGGAGAUUGUGCAUAUGUGAAAGGUCUAAAAGGGAAGAAGAACUUUAUUGGUAGGAUUGUUGAAUUCUUCAAAACCAUGGACGACGAGGACUAUUUUCGAGUUCAAUGGUUCUUUAGGGCUGAAGAUACGGUCAUAGAAGACGAGUCAAAAUCUCAUGAUGCAAAGCGGUUGUUUCUUUCAGAUCUAAUGAAUGAUAACCCAUUAGAUUGCAUUGUUUCAAAAGUCAAGAUUUUACAAGUACCAUCAAAUGUGGACAUAAAACUGAAAUCUCUUUCUGCAUUUGACUUCUAUUAUGAUAUGAAAUACUUCAUCGACUAUACUACAUUUGCUACAGUAGUUGAUGAUGAACCUGGCUUGUCAUCAUGUGAUAACAUGAAGAAGAUUCAAGCAAAUGGGCUCUGUCCGAAUCACUGGAAUUUUCCUGGGCAUAGGCCACAUAAGUCUGACAUGGCAUUGUUAGAUUUGUACUCUGGCUGUGGCGGAAUGUCAACUGGAUUAUGCCUAGGGGCUAAACUUGCUGGUGUAAAUCUAAAGACAAGAUGGGCUCUUGACAUUAAUCAACCAGCUUGUGAAAGCUUGAUAUUAAAUCAUCCCAAAGUGCAAAUAAGAAAUGAACCAGCAGAGGAAUUCCUUGGCUUGUUGAAAGAGUGGGAUAAACUUUGUAAACAUUAUGUUGAUGAUGCUCAAAAUAAAACCUUUUCUUCUCCAAGUAUUCAGAGACGAUCACGAUUUAGCUCUCGAAAAAGUAUGGUGUCUAGGAACAAGAACAAGAACAAGAAUUCAUCUGAUGAGUAUGAGGUUGCUAGCCUUGUUGAUAUCUGCUAUGGUGAUCCCAACAAAAAUGGAAAGAUUGGACUUCAUUUUAAGGUUCGUUGGGCUGGUUAUGGCUCGAGUGACGACACAUGGGAGCCAAUCGAGGGACUAAGUAAUUGUCAGGACCGGAUACAAGAAUUUGUGUUGAAAGGUUAUAAACUUACAAUGUUGCCUCGACCGGGGGAUGUUGAUGUAAUUUGUGGAGGUCCUCCAUGUCAGGGAAUUAGUGGGUAUAACCGUCACAGGAAUGUAGAUAACCCUUUGGAUGAUGAUAGGAAUCGCCAAAUUGUGGUAUUCAUGGACAUUGUGGCAUUUCUUAAGCCAAUAUACAUUUUAAUGGAAAAUGUGGUUGACAUAUUGAGGCUUGCCAAUGGUCAUCUUGGAAAAUAUGCAAUUAGUAGAUUGGUUCAAUUGAAGUAUCAAGCAAGUCUUGGUAUCAUGGCAGCUGGUUGUUAUGGACUUCCACAAUUUCGUCUACGAGUUUUCUUAUGGGGAGCUCAUCCCAAUGAGAGGUUACCACAAUUUCCCCUUCCAACCCAUGAUGUGGUACUAAAAUAUGGUGCACCAUAUAAAUUUGAGCGCAACAUUGUUGCAUAUGAUGAAGAUCAAUCUCCAAAUCUUGAGAAAGCUCUUAUUUUAAAAGAUGCUAUAUCUGAUCUUCCUCCGGUGACAAACAAUGAAGUUCGAGAGGAGAUGGCCUAUCGAAAGCCUCCAGAAACCGAAUUUCAAAAGUAUAUAAGAGCAAGUGAAUUUGAUAUGUUGGGUUCUGCGGACAUUAAAGCUCACAAAAAAAGAUGUAUUCUCUAUGAUCAUCGACCACUUAAAUUAUUCGAGGAUGAUUACUUGCGGGUUUCUAAAAUCCCUCAAAAAAAGGGAGCAAAUUUUCGUGACCUACCAGGUUUAAUUAUUGGAAAAGACAACAUUGUUAGGAGAGAUCCCGAUUCAAAUAUAAGACUACCAUCUGGGAAGCAAUUGGUUCCUGAUUAUGCAAUAAACUUCUCUGAUGGUAAAUCAAAGAGACCAUUUGCUAGACUAUGGUGGGAUGAGACAAUCCCCACACUAUUGACGACCCCAGAUCCUCACUGCCAGGCAAUUUUACAUCCAAACCAAGACAGAGUUCUCACUGUCCGUGAGUAUGCUAGAUUACAAGGCUUUCCAGAUUAUUAUAGAUUCUGUGGGACUGUGAAGGAAAGAUACCGUCAAAUUGGAAAUGCUGUAGCAGUUUCAGUUGCUAAAGCUUUAGGAUAUAGUCUGGGCAAGGCAGUGCAAAAGCUGAGUGGAAAUGGUCCUCUUAUGGAACUCCCUCACAAAUUUUCUCACAUGACAGCAGUAGAAUGUCAAGAGUCUGCAAUAAAAGUGCAAGAGUCUGCAAUAACAAUUAAAGUUGAGGAGUCUGCAAUGGAAGUGCAGGAUUCUGCACUAAAAAGUCAGGAGUCUGCAAUCAGUGUGCAGGAGUCUGCGAAAACAAUCCGCUUUCAGGAGUCAGGCAUGGAAGUGCAGGAUUCUGCAAUCAAUCUGCAGGAGUCUGCCAGAACAAUUGAUGUUCUGGAGUCUGCAAUAACAAUUGAUGUUCAGGAGUCUUCCUUAACAAUCGAUGUUCAGGAGUCUGCAAUAACAAUUGAUGUUCAGGAGUCUGCAAUGAAAGAGCAGUAUUCUGCAACAAAAAAUCAGGAUUCCACAAUCAAUGUGCUGAAGUCUACAAUAACAAUUGAUGAUCAGGAUUCUGCAAUAAAAAUUCAGGAGUCUGCAAUCAAUGAGCAGGAGUCUGCAAAGACAAUUGCUGUUCAGGAGUCAGCUAUGGAAGUGCAGGAUUCUGCAAUCAAUGUGCAGGAGUCCGCAAAGACAGUUAGUGUUCAGGAGUCAGCUAUGGAAGUGCAGCAUUCCGCAAUCAAUGUGCUGGAGCCUACAAUAACAAUUGAUGAUCAGGAGUCUGCAAUGCAAGUGCAGAAUUCUGCAAUAAAAAAUCAGGAAUCUGUAAUCAAUGUGCAGGAGUCAGCAAAGAGAAUUAGUGUUCACGAGUCUGCUAUGGAAGUGCAGGAUUCUGCAAUCAAUGUGUCAGAGUCUACAAUAACAAUUGAUGUUCAGGAGUCUGCAAUGGAAGUGCAUGAUUCUGCAAUAAAAAAUCAGGAGUCUGCAUUCAAUGAGCAGGAGUCUGCAAAGACAAUUACUGUUCAAGAGUCAGCUAUGGAAGUGCAGGAUUCUGCAAUCAAUGUGCAGGAGUCCGCAAAGACAAUUAGUGUUCAGGAGUCAGCUAUGGAAGUGCAGCAUUCCGCAAUCAAUGUGCUGGAGCCUACAAUAACAAUUGAUGUUCAGGAGUCUGCAAUGCAAGUGCAGAAUUAUGCAAUAAAAAAUCAGGAGUCUGUAAUCAAUGUGCAGGAGUCCGCAGAGACAAUUAGUGUUCACGAGUCUGCUAUGGAAGAGUCUGCUAUGGAAGUGCAGGAUUCUGCAAUAAAAAAUCAGGAUUCCGCAAUCAAUGUACCGAAGUCUACAAUAACAAUUGAUGUUCAGGAGUCUGCAAUGCAAGUGCAGAAUUCUGCAAUAAAAAAUCAGGAGUCUGUAAUCAAUGUGCAGGAGUCAGCAAAGAGAAUUAGUGUUCACGAGUCUGCUAUGGAAGUGCAGGAUUCUGCAAUCAAUGUGUCAGAGUCUACAAUAACAAUUGAUGUUCAGGAGUCUGCAAUGGAAGUGCAUGAUUCUGCAAUAAAAAAUCAGGAGUCUGCAAAGACAAUUAUUGUUAAGGAGUCUACUAUGGAAGUACAGGAUUCCACAAUCAAUGUGUCAGAGUCUACAAUAACAAUUGAUGUUCAGGAGUCUGCUAUGGAAGUGCAGGAUUCUGCAAUAAAAAAUCAGGAUUCCGCAAUCAAUGUACCGAAGUCUACAAUAACAAUUGAUGUUCAGGAGUCUGCAAUGCAAGUGCAGAAUUCUGCAAUAAAAAAUCAGGAGUCUGUAAUCAAUGUGCAGGAGUCAGCAAAGAGAAUUAGUGUUCACGAGUCUGCUAUGGAAGUGCAGGAUUCUGCAAUCAAUGUGUCAGAGUCUACAAUAACAAUUGAUGUUCAGGAGUCUGCAAUGGAAGUGCAUGAUUAUGCAAUAAAAAAUCAGGAUUCUGCAAUCAAUGAGUAG